AUGUACUCCUUUACGCCCAGGAUGAGCACAGGGAAAAACGAAAACUUGGGAGCUCGAGUGCGUCCUCCCGUCUUGGCGGUCCCUGUUCGUGAGGUUUCUCCUUCCCGUUACUCUUCAGGAAAUGCAGGGGACGGCGGUGAGCUGAAACGGGAGUCCGGAAGGACUGUGAGCUCAGCCGCUCGAGUCCAACGGCAUUUACCGUCGGGGACAGAAACGCCAACGUCCCCUGCUUUCAUGAAGCUGCUGUCACAGCGUUCGCCCAAGACUCCCCAAUCUCUGCGCUCUCGGAGCCCUAGCGUGAUGUCCCAGCUCUCCGGCAGACGCAGAGUCAGCAGUCCAACCAUAGCUGCUUGUGCUUGGCUAAGAUCUUCUUCCGAUACCGCGUCACAGUCGCAGGCUUCGCUUGCCCACGCCAACGGUGACAGUGAGAGGUGUUUCCAGAGCCGAGAGCAAAACGGGACGUCUUCCCAAGAGUAUGCCAUUCUCACUCGCUCUCGUGAAACGUGUAUCAGGCGAAAGUCUCGUGAGGAUCACGACGAGUUGGAAGAGAAAAGAGGACAGUCCAGCAGCUGGCAACGCCACAGGAGCCACAAGCCCAGCCAUAAGAGCUCGAAAAGAAAAGAAGGGGCUAUGCUAGUCCCGAGGGAAAAGAGUACAAGUGAAGUUCCCAGCAGUGGCUUUAGGCCUCCCCCGCGACAACUGAUAUCACCUCGCCGGCUUCCACCGCCAACUUUUGAGAAAAUCUUGCUAGGUUUGGUGGAUGCGGACUUCGCAUCCACUACUGGCGAUGCGGAUGUGUUCGGGGCUGAGCGCGCGAAGGAGACCUUUACUGAGAGACAGCAAGAGGACGAUUGCACAUCUGUAUCUGUAUCUGCUGACCCUCCCGAAAUUGUCAUAGACCCAGCGCCAAUCUCAUCCUCCUCUACUCCUUGCUCUACAUUUCGACAGCCGCUAGAGAAGAAAGUAGAAAGUCAGAAGGACGGACUUAUUCCUGAGCAUUUUCUUUACAUUCCUCCUUUGCGUCUUUGUGCGUCCUCUGCGGAAGGGGGCAGGCCGGUGCCAGCCCUUAGGAAAUCCUCAGAAGACGAAAGCCAGGUUUCCGUUAGGGAAGAUCGCCGACACAUAGCGACGCUGUUUUCAUUGGAAGCAGCAGAGUCAAUAGCUCAGAAAACACGGCUUCAGGAGCAGCUGAAGGCAACAAGCCCUUUCCGCUUGGCAGAACUGGGGUGUAGUUCAUCUUCGUCUCAAAGCGAAGGGAUAGAGAUAAGUGCUCCACCUGGAAAGUCGAAGCGCCGCCAGAGGUCCACUCUGUUGGAAAACAUUGUGCGUGAGCAUGACUGGGAAGACCAAGAACAAUUACUGGAGGACAACAUCCACAUUUAUGCAGACCAACAGGGGGCGGGAGAGGACGCAAGCGAGUCCGAGUCACCGCCGCCCCUAAUAGAAGACAACAAGGAAUGGGAAGCCUUUGCCAGUGAUGGAGACCUGAAGGGUGAAGCAACUGUUGUAGUACCUGCAGGCACAGGUAGCCCUCAUACCAUUGACAAGGAAAGUCCUAAAAGCCUCGAAGCCGAGAGACCAGGCCUUAAUUCAAGCAAAAGAUCUGGGGAACAUGGGACUGAAGAUAUUCCAGGAUCUUUUGAUGCUGUCUGGGGACGCUCGGAUCGUUCUGCUCAGAGUCAAACUGGUGCUCCAAGCAAGGACAGCCAAUCUGAUGAUGAGAACGAUCACCGCGAGCUAUACAGCGCAGAUAGCGACGACCAGAAAAUAAGACGAAUGGCAGAUUUCUUGGGCAUCUCUCCGCUCCAUUCAAUCGACAGAGAUGGAAUGAAUGAAGGUACUAGCCGGAUAGCUUUUGCCGAAGACGCUUCAAUAUCUUCGUCAAGUGAAAGAGGAAAUGCGCAAGAUGAUUUAUCCCCUGCACUAUCCCCAGAACGCCUAGAAGUAGAUGGAAUCUAUGAAGGGGUCACGAUGCUCCGACUGGGAGAUCCGACGGAGUGGGAAGUGCGUUUCUCAACCGAUGACUGCUGCUCAAACAGCCCCUGCGAGUCCCCUUUUAACAACAAGGAGCCAGCAUUAUUGUCAACACCAGAAGCUGAUGGUGAGCUGUAUAAAGAAUAUGCAGGGAAUGAGCCUGCGGAACUCAAAGAAGUAGAACAAGCGGAAGAACGCAAGCAUUACACGCAGGGUGUUGAGCCGUCAGGCCAGUUGCCUGAAGUGCCGCCAAGCCUCGCAGGUCCCUUAUCCCAAGAGAGGAAUACCCCGUCGGACCAGUCAAGGAUGAAUAGCUAUAGCAGCGCUCAGUUGGUAUACAUAAACACAAGUGACAAAUCCAGACCGCCUGCAGAAUCCGGCGCUGUAGCUGUGCGCGUCACUAGUGAGCUUCAUCAUGGUGCUGCCCUGGCCGUAGACACUCGUCUCAAUUCCCUUCAGUCAGUCAAAAGCGACGACUUGCAGACAAGUUUGCCCGUAACGCGACGGUGUCUGUCACUGGCACUGCAAGGCCAGAAAGUGAACUUCCAAAAGCAGCAGGGAAUCCUAGAGAAGGACAUCACCGUGACGCCUGCUGAGUCUGCAACUGGGAGCGAUUCGACCGCUGGAGAAUGGGCCGACCGAACAGCAAACCCGGGCCACGGCAGCGCAAGUAGCAACUUCCUUGGCGAAAGUGAAUACGUUGUUUUUGAGGAGUCUCAGGACGAGAAACUACCUCCGAAGGUGCAACGGCUCCGUGUGACCACACGAGCAGAACCUCAUCUCGUUGUUUCAGCUAAAGAAGUGCCAGGGGCUAGGCUAAGGCGGCCGUCACAAUGUGACAAACUUCACACUACCGAAGACUCUGUUGAAGCAGAUGCCUGGCAGGAGUCAAGCACGAUGCCGGCCCAUGAGACUGCGGCCGAUGAGGUCGACGGUCUGCAGACAAGUCGUCAAACCAGCGGCUCCCUCUGUGAAGUUGAUUUGUCUGAACCCUCCAAAGCAUGCAGUAGUUCAGUCUCUUCCUUGCAAAACCCAGAUCCGAUGCCAAAUCGUUCCGUGGAAUCUAUAGAAGCUGUCAACCGCGCUAUUGUUGGAUACGCCUUCGGCCGCAGGCUACAUGUUCUCAUAGUUGCUUGCUUGCUUUUGGCGGUUUUGGCUCUGGUGGUGGUGAUAUACCUGUUCGAUGGAGAGAGAGGUCCCCGUUUCUUCGUCGGCUUUGCCGUAGCUCUUUCAUUCAUUCUUUCUCUAUGUGUUGGAGCCAUCCAACUGACGGCGUCUCUCUUAAAAUGGAGAGCCCUAAAGUAUUCCGUAGAUCUAGACCUCCGCCAGUGCAUCUUCUCUGCGCUACAACGAUUACGGCCUGAAUCAGACGCUCGAGACCCAUCAGUUGAAGGUUUGGAGGAGCGUGGAAGGCUCCUGCGGCUUGUGUGCAGUUCGUUUGUUGACCUGGUCACACAAGGCUCUCCUUCUCUGGGCAUGAGCAGCAGUCUGGAAAAGCGCUUUAUUUUGGCAAACUCACUUGCUGGCCUUGUUGCUGCGGGAUUUAUCGCUGGCCUUUCUGCGGAGGACAUUCGGUUGCUCCCCAUGGAUAAGGGUCAUUCUUUGCAUUUUUUUUCGUCUUUGAAGCGUCUUUCGCACAGACAAGAUCUGUGCCUGACAGCCAUGAGCACUCGUGGGCUUCCAGCAUUUCUGAGAAGCGACCUCAUGACUGCAAAAAUCGUGUGGCAAUUCCCCAAUGGCGUCUCCCUUCAACGGUUUAAAGGCUUCCGGACGGGUCAGCGAGCAUUGCUGGCGCUGACAACUACACCGAAAGCAGUAAAUCACUCACGAGUGACGUCCCCCAGAACUGUUUACCUAAACUUGAUUUGGUGCGGCUGUCGCGCUGUUCCUGAGGAGAUCUGCAUUCCCAUCAGCUUUGACCACGCAUGCUACGAAUCUGUCGAUGCCUGGAGUGUGCUAACCAAGUUAGAAUCCAACUUGUGGGAGCAACAAAGUGCACCAGGUUUCGUUUCGGACCAACAAAGACCACAAGAUGUCCUAUGUACAAUUCUCACAAUGCUCCAGGAGGACUUGACGGGCUCAUUUCUUAAGAGCCAGAUGCGCCGCUAUCUCAGCGAGCCAGAAACGCCAUCAUCCGCAUCUCGUGAAUACCCUCUUGUUCUUAAAAUUCCUUUGAGCGUAUUGAGCGCUGAGAGAUGGUGGCAUUGCGGCCCUAGUCGUCUGAGAAAUGCGGGCUCGGCUAUUUCUUGCUGUCCUCUGGUGUGUGGAGGUGGAAAGAGUUUCAAAGGGUCCGAUAUGGAGAAAGCACUCGCGCCUAAUGCGAAGCAAGAGGAAGAAUGCGCUUUGCCAGAGCCGAAAUCCAUGGAAAGCAAAGCAUCAGUGAUACUGGGGCCCUGGAAGGUGCAAAGUCAAUCUCUUCGCUCCCAGUCGCCGCUGCGAGCCGUGCAACUGCAAAAAGUUACAACCCAAUGCCUAGAAAUGUUUGGCGAGGAAAGUGAUUCUCACUGUGCGGCCAAGUCAUCCGUCCGUAGCAGCGAUGCUGGAGCACCUUUAGAGUGCGCAUCUCUCUGGCUGUUGUUUACAUCCGAAGAUCAGCGCGAGGCGUUCAUGCUAUGUGUACAGAAGGCUCUUUCAACCUGCCAAACUGAGGGUUAA
Eimeria tenella is the source of this 4629-nucleotide messenger RNA. RefSeq lists its product as uncharacterized. NCBI's taxonomy places the organism in Eukaryota, Apicomplexa, Conoidasida, Eucoccidiorida, Eimeriidae. The record is from RefSeq and is a predicted model, not a curated record. The coding region runs from base 1 to 4629 and encodes 1542 amino acids. The transcript has 8 exons.